CGUUUUACUCGAUUGAAGAGUUUUCUUUGUUCGGUAGCAUCAAGUUAAUUCUGCUCCAUCUUCAAUCUCCUUCAUUUCUUUUGCUGUUACACAAAAUUAAUUAAUGACAAACAAUUAUUACAUUGAAGCUAAAAGACGAACUUCUAAUCAGCAUCUCUAUAUGAUGUCAAUGGCAUCAUAUGAAAUUCAAGUGUUUUUUUGUAGAAUCAUCACAUUUUGUCAAAACCAUGGCUGAAAAAUCGGAAGUUCUCGUAACGAAAGAAGAGAAGAUCGCCGAAGCAAAGGAAUUAUUCGGUCGGGGCAGUCGAAACUAUUGUAUGAAACAGUACUCGGAUGCUGCUGACGAUCUAAGCUCCUGUUGCACUAUUUACUCUGAACUAUAUGGACCAACUGCUGCGGAAUGUGGCGAACCAUAUCUAGUCUAUGCUAAAGCUUUGAUUGCACUAUCUAAAGAGGAGAACAAUCUGCUUGUUCCGGAAGAGGGUGCUGAAGGGGAGGACGAUGGUGCAGAUGAUGAUGAAGAAGGAGGUGAAGAUGAAGGUGAGGAUGAAGGUGAAGAUGGUAAUGAAGAAGAAGAAGAAGAAAAGGAAAAACAGUCGGAAGAAGCUGGAGAAAACACAGAAAAAACUUCGAAUGAAAACAAGGAGGCAACAAAAGAUGAAAAUCCUACUGCUUCUUCUACUUCGGUAGAAAAUGAACCCCAGCCUGGCCCGUCAACUUCAAACGGUACUGAACAACACGAAGAAACUGAGGAGGGUGAAGAUGAAAAAGGUGGAAGCAGCCUGCAAGUGGCCUGGGAGAUACUUGAGUUGGCUGUAAAAAUUUUCGAGGAUCAAGCAGAUAAAUCACCAACUAAUUUGUCUGAAUGCUAUAUGGAACUUGCGAAUAUAUCUUUCGAGAAUAGUAAUUACUCUCUGGCAGUCAAUGAUUACAAAAAAUCACUCGAAAUAUACGGAAAGAUCGGUGAACCCAACAGUCGUCUUAUAGCAGAAAUUGACUAUAAAGUUGGAUUGUGUCAUAUGAUGCUGAACGAAUUCCCGGAAUCAAUCAAAUUUUUCCGAGAAGCUUGUGCCGAGUUGAGUAAAGUUAUUGAGCAAGAAAAAGCCAAGGAGCAGACUGAGGAAACAAGGGCCACUAUUAAGGAUCUGGAGGAAACCAUGCAGGAAAUCAUUGAAAGAAGUCGAGAGGUCGAGGAAACUACAAAAACGUCAAUCGAGGAACUCAAACGUGAGCUAUCGAAAAUCAUCGUCAAAACGGGAACCGCGAAUGGUACUGAAGUGCCCGGAGAACUUGUUUCGUCAUCUUCCUCGAGUAACGGAGUUUCUUCAGGAUCAAAAGCUGCUGACAAGCCGAAUGAUAUUUCGCAUCUUAUUAAGCGGAAGAAACCAGAUACCACCGAAACCGAAGUUGAAGGAUCACCAGCAAAAAAGACUGCAGUCGAGGCGGAGGAAGUUAGCGAAGGAGUUUGAUUGGAAUAAUCUGUUUUCCACUUUUCAAACUGUUUCCAGUCACAUUUUGUUUGUUUUUUUUUUAAAGUGAACAUGUUACUUGAAGUAAAUGUGUUAUUUUUUUACUCAUAAUUCAGUUAUCUCAGUGCAGUUUUGCAUAGACACAUGAUUCAAAAUUAGUUCGUAUUUUCCUAACAUAUAAGUCAACAGUAAUUUAUCGAAA
Malaya genurostris is the source of this 1671-nucleotide messenger RNA. RefSeq names its product protein NASP homolog (gene Nasp). The coding region runs from base 180 to 1469 and encodes 429 amino acids. The record is from RefSeq and is a predicted model, not a curated record. Gene Ontology annotation, cellular component: nucleoplasm. NCBI's taxonomy places the organism in Eukaryota, Metazoa, Arthropoda, Insecta, Diptera, Culicidae. The transcript has 4 exons. Gene Ontology annotation, molecular function: histone binding. Gene Ontology annotation, biological process: DNA replication-dependent chromatin assembly; CENP-A containing chromatin assembly.